This is a messenger RNA of Daldinia childiae, 822 nucleotides long. RefSeq names its product putative nad dependent epimerase dehydratase protein. The transcript has 3 exons. The coding region runs from base 1 to 822 and encodes 273 amino acids. The record is from RefSeq and is a predicted model, not a curated record. NCBI's taxonomy places the organism in Eukaryota, Fungi, Ascomycota, Sordariomycetes, Xylariales, Hypoxylaceae.
AUGGGUGGAGUUGCUUCUAUACCGACCGAUCCUUCACGAAAGGUCCAGGUCAUCUCAGCAGGAUACUCGCGAACCGGGACCGUAUCCAUGUCCAUGGCCUUAGCAAAACUAGUUGAUGGACCAGUACUCCAUGGCGGGACACAGAUAUUAACACGUGAUGAUGAUUACUGUUCAACGUGGAUCAAAGCGUACGAGGCUAGGGAGGCUGGUGAUAAGGAACUGACCUUGAAGCUUGUUCGAAAGGCGACUGCCGGUUUUGCUGGAACUGCAGAUCUACCACCGUCAGACUUCAUUCCCGAAAUGGUGGAGCUGUAUCCGGAGGCGAAGGUCGUGUUAGUUCGUAGGGAUCCGGUCAAGUGGUGGAAUAGCAUAGCGACUUUGACCGGUAGGACUACGCCAUGGUGGCUUGGCAUUGUGGUAGCCCCCUUUCCUGGAUGGAGAUAUAUCCCGACGUUUGCAAGCGUGUAUAGUCGAUCAACAUUACGACUUGCAGGCCUAGACGCAAAAAAUGCUAGUCCAACAGAACUAAUCGAGAAGGGUGGUCCUCACAUCCUAGAAGCUCACCACGAGAAAGUUAGAUCUGUUGUCCCGAAGGAACAGCUGCUGGAAAUGGAUCUAAGUGAGGGUUGGGAACCUAUCUGCCAAUUCUUAGGCGUACCGGUUCCGGAUGAGCCAUUUCCCAGAGCGAACGAUGGCCAAGCAGCAGAUGCAUACGCUACGAAAGUCCUGCUAAGAGUGUUGCAAGUCUGGGUCGGUAUCAUCUCCGUCGCCGGACUUGGCGUUUAUUCCGUAUCCCGCUUAUGGAAGCGAACGACGAUAUGA